CGGCACAAGGAAAUAAAGCAGAAACGAAAACAAUUCAGUUUCGUUUGUUAUUGUGGACUUAGAAUUGUCUUUACUACAAGCCAGACAGAAUGAAGCACCUUAAAAGGAUAUCAUACGUUGGCAUUUUGUUGAACUGUUUAUACGUAUUAGUGUGUUGUUUCGCUGAUCCGGAAUCAGGGCCUGUAAGCGUCUCUGCACAGCCUAAUGGAGACCGUUUUAAAAUAGAAGGGCGAGCUAUAGUUACAGGAGUGAAACUGCAGGACUGGGUUUCCUCAGCCCGGGUGCUGGUAGAGGGAGAGGAGUAUGUCGGCUUUUUGAGGAUUGACGGCAGUUUUGCCGUGAACGAUGUCCCAUCUGGAUCGUAUGUUGUGGAAGUCGUUUCGCCGACUUACAAAUUUGAUCCCGUUCGUGUGGACAUAACAUCUAAAGGGAAAAUGAGGGCUCGUCAGGUAAACUACAUCAAGACUUCUGAGGUUGUCAGACAGCCAUACCCGCUUCAGAUGAGAUCAAGUGGCCGGCAUAUCUACUUCCUGAAGCGGGAGACCUGGGGAUGGACAGAUUUCCUCAUGAACCCAAUGGUUAUGAUGAUGGUCCUUCCCUUGCUGAUCAUUGUCCUGCUUCCAAAGGUGGUCAACACCAAUGACCCUGAAAUGAGAAAGGAAAUGGAGCAGUCCAUGAAUAUGUUGAACCCCAACCCAGAGCUGCCAGAUGUGUCUGAGUUUAUGACCAAGCUUUUCUCCAAGGGUUCCAGUAAGCCAGGGGGAGGCAGCAAAGGCAGCCGCAGUGCAGCUCUGAAGAGGAGGUAGUGCUGUCAUGUGAGAGUAGCUUUUUCUUCUCCUGUAACACCCUGUUCUUGUACUUGAGUUUUCUAUCUUGAUUCUUUUUUCUUUAUUCCUCGAGAAUUUCUUUCCGCAUCAUUAAGCGUUUAACCUCAGACUUUCUAACAUGAGAGCAUAAAAACCGUCUUUCGUACGGACAGGCUUGUUGUUUUUCCGACACUGUUCACACACACACUCACUGAUCAGCCAGGGAUGCACAGACGUUUCAUACACCCGUUUUCCGUGUGAAUCACUUAUUAUAUUCCCGCUUGGAAAAUUCCAUGUUGUAUCCAUCAUGAUUUCUCCCAGCAUAUCAUAUUUUUUUUUUUUAAUUAUUAUUGAGUACAGUUAACGUUCUCUAAAUGUCUUUUAACCCUGGGACUGUAAUGUAUGCUUUCACCGUUCCUGCUUCUGAGAUUCAUAAAACAGUGAUGAUUCCUCUGCAGAGUUGUGGGCGAUGCUGUUUCAGCUCCAGAAUGACUCUUUUGAAUUGCAUGUUCAAUUCGGUCCAAGGCAACUGAAACACAAUUUACCUCAACGCUGUUCUACAUCUACUUGAAACAGAGCUUUUUAUGAUUAAAUAUUCAUUAUAAUAUUUUGUGGAUGUGGUGCACAGCUGUGAAUGGAGAUGAUGAAUUCAUGCAAAAUGUUUAGCUAUGAAAUAUAAACUUAUUUAAAUUCAGUGGUAAUAAACUGUGAUGG
This is a messenger RNA of Chanos chanos (milkfish), 1520 nucleotides long. RefSeq names its product ER membrane protein complex subunit 7b (gene emc7b). Gene Ontology annotation, cellular component: EMC complex. The transcript is spliced from 5 exons. Lineage: Eukaryota; Metazoa; Chordata; Actinopteri; Gonorynchiformes; Chanidae. Gene Ontology annotation, molecular function: carbohydrate binding. The coding region runs from base 90 to 806 and encodes 238 amino acids. The record is from RefSeq and is a predicted model, not a curated record.